CGUACUUGUAACUCGUACAGACAAGAUUUUUUUUUUUUUUUUUUUUUCUCUCUGUCUCUCUCUCCUUCCUUAUUAAACAUUCUUGCGCGGUAAUUCAUCUAAUCGUUUUUCUUAAUUUCGAAGAUUUUCUCUGAGGCGAGAAAGCAAGAAGGAAAAUCAAUCUGGGCAUUCGUUCAAAUUAUCUAUCUGGGUCUAAUAUGUCUUCUCCUGGCGAGUACUACAAGUCACUGCCGCCCAUAAGUAAGGCUUAUGGGACCUUGUGCCUGUUGACAACUGUGGGCUAUCAACUGGGACUUUAUGAUAAGUUAGAUCUUGCCUUGUAUUACCCAUAUGUAUUUCAUCGUUUUCAGGUGUGGAGGUUGAUUACAACCUUGUUUUUCCUUGGUGGCUUUUCCAUUAAUUUUGGGAUCCGUCUCUUGAUGAUAGCAAGAUAUGGAGUUCAACUAGAAAAGGGACCAUUUGAUCGGAGGACAGCAGAUUUCUUGUGGAUGAUGAUAUUCGGUGCUCUAACAUUACUGGUCUUAUCCAUCAUUCCCAUAUUCCAGAGCUUCUACUUAGGGAUAUCUCUUGUAUUCAUGCUUGUCUAUGUGUGGAGUCGAGAAUUUCCAAGUGCCAACAUCAACAUAUAUGGCCUCGUGACGCUUAAGGCAUUUUAUCUACCGUGGGCAAUGCUCGCGUUGGAUGUCCUUUUCGGUUCUCCAAUUAUGCAGGAUCUGCUCGGAAUCAUUGCCGGGCAUCUCUAUUACUUUUUGACUGUGUUGCAUCCACUGGCGGGUGGAAAGAACAUACUCAAGACUCCAACGUGGGUACAGAGACUGGUUGCAAGAUGGAGGAUAGGAGCUCAGCCGAGUGUCCGGUCUCAAACCCAAAGCCAACCCGAAAGGAAUACCGGCGUGGCUUUCAGGGGAAGGUCCUAUAGGCUUAGUGAUUAAUUCUGCUCUGUCUGAAAGGGGCGUGAAGGUUCGAAUAUGGCCUGCUGUUUUUGCGGACAAUGCUGGUAACGAUCAGCUUGGAACCGUCUUGAUUUCACCUUGUUACUCUUCUUGGAAGAGAAAGGGUUCUUAACUGUUUAAAUGUCGAGCAAAAUGCUGAUUUUCCUUUGAACAUUUUAGCAGGAAACCACAAUCUUGAAGUUCUUUUUGGAAA
Messenger RNA from Morus notabilis, 1146 nucleotides. Its product is annotated as derlin-1. NCBI's taxonomy places the organism in Eukaryota, Viridiplantae, Streptophyta, Magnoliopsida, Rosales, Moraceae. Gene Ontology annotation, biological process: endoplasmic reticulum unfolded protein response. The record is from RefSeq and is a predicted model, not a curated record. The transcript has 7 exons. Gene Ontology annotation, molecular function: misfolded protein binding; ubiquitin-specific protease binding. Gene Ontology annotation, cellular component: Hrd1p ubiquitin ligase ERAD-L complex; endoplasmic reticulum membrane. The coding region runs from base 198 to 932 and encodes 244 amino acids.